CUCGUGUGUGAGAGGGAAGUGGCGCCCUCCGUGACCCACAAUGCUUUGCGUCUGACGUCAUUGCGGAGGGACCAUGAUGGCGGCGCUCGGUGCACCAGAAGUGAUCACACAGCUGGAAAACGCUGCCAAAGUUUUAAUGGCACCGCCGUCCAUGGUCAGCACGGAACAGCGGCAUCAUGCUGAGCACGUCUUUCUCUCUUUCCGCAAGUCCAAGUCCCCCUUUGCCAUUUGCAAACACAUCUUGGAGACCAGCAAGGUGGACUACGUGCUGUUCCAGGCGGCCACCGCCAUCAUGGAGGCGGUUGUGCGCGAGUGGAUCCUGCUGGAGAAGACCAGCAUCGAGUCCCUGCGGGCGUUCCUCCUCACCUACGUCUUGCAGAGACCCAACUUGCAAAAGUACGUGCGGGAGCAGAUGUUGCUGGCCGUGGCCGUCAUCGUCAAGCGGGGCUCCCUGGACAAGACCAUCAGCUGCAAGGGGGUCUUCCACGAGGUCGGACAGCUCAUCAGCAGCGGCAACCCGGCAGUGCAAACGUUGGCCUGCUCCAUCCUGACGGCGCUGCUCAGCGAGUUCUCCAGCUCCAGUAAGACCAGCAGCAUCGGACUCAGCAUGGAGUUCCACGGCAGCUGCAAGCGCCUCUUCCAGGAGGAGGGCCUUCGCCAGAUCUUCAUGCUGACCAUGGAGGUUCUGCAGGAGUUCGGCCGCCGAGAGAACCUCAGCGCUCAGAUGUCGUCCGUCUUCCAGCGCUACCUGGCUCUGGCCAAUCAGGUGCUCAGCUGGAACUUCCUGCCACCCAAUCUGGGGCGCCACUACAUCGCCAUGUUUGAGGCCGCACAGAACGUCAUGCUGAAGCCCACCGAGUCGUGGAGGGAAGCCCUGCUGGACACCAGAGUGAUGGACCUCUUCUUCACCGUCCACAGGAAGAUUCGGCAAGACUCGGACAUGGCCCAGGACUCCCUGCAAUGUCUAGCCCAGCUGGCCUCCAUGCACGGACCCAUCUUCCCAGACCAGAGUGCCCAGGUCUCCUACCUGGCCCACCUGGUGGAGGGCCUGCUCAGCAUGAUCAACGGGAUUGAGAUGGAGGACUCGGAAGCAGUCGGCAUCUCCAACAUCAUCUCCAACCUGAUCACCAUGUUCCCGAGGAGCAUCUUAAUGGCGCUGCCCAGCGACCUCUUCACCUCCUUCAUCAACUGCCUCACGCUGCUCACCUGCUCCUUUGGACGCAGCGCCGCCCUGGAGGAGGUGCUGGACAAGGACGACAUGGUCUACAUGGAGGCCUACGACAAGCUGCUGGAGUCCUGGCUCACCCUGGUGCAGGACGAGGAGCAUUUCCCUCGCGGCUGCUUCGUCCAGCCCGCCGUCCAGGUCUUCAAUGCCUACAUCCAGUGUCACCUGGCCGCGCCGGACGGCACCCGCAACCUGUCGGUGAAUGGAGCGGCGUCCCACGAGGAGGAGGAGAUCAACGAGCUGCAAGAAGACGACAGGGAGCUGUUCUCAGACCAGUUGUCUAGCAUUGGAACGCUGGGCCGCGUGGCUGCGGACCACUGUAUCCCCCUCCUCACCAGUCUUCUGGAGGACCGAGUCACGAGAUUACACGGCCAGCUCCAGAGGACCCAGCAGCACCUCAUGGCCUCGUCGGAUCUCGGCUCGGUGGACCGCCAAGUGCUGGACGACCUCUACGAGGACAUCCACUGGCUCAUACUGGUCUCAGGGUAUCUACUCGCCGAUGACCCUCAGGGCGAAACGCCGAUGAUCCCCUCUGAGGUGAUGGACUUCUCCAUCAAGCACUCCACCGACGUGGACAUCAACACCACGCUGCAGAUCCUCGGAUCCCCGGGGGAGAAGGCGUCGUCCAUUCCAGGCUUCAACCGCACGGACUCGGUCAUCAGGUUGCUGUCCGCCGUGUUGAGGACCUCCGAGGUGGAGUCCAGGGCCACCAGAGCCAGUCUGACGCAGCUGCUGAGUCCACAGAUGGGAAAAGACAUCGUUUGGUUCUUGAGACGGUGGGCCAAAACCUACCUGCUCAUGGAUGAGAAACUCUACCAGCAGAUCAGCAUCCCUUUCAGUACAGCGUUUGGCGCGGACACGGAGGGGGCCCAGUGGAUUGUGGGCUAUCUGCUGGAGAAGGUCAUCAACAACCUGUCGGUGUGGAGCUCUGAGACGGAGCUGGCCAACGACACGGUGGAGCUGCUGGUGACGCUGGUGGAGAGGAGGGAGAGGGCCAACGUGGUGGUGCAGUGUGAGAGCUGGUGGAACCUGGCCAAGCAGUUUGCCAGUCGCAGCCCGCCGCUCCACCUGCUGUCCAGCUCGGUGCAGAGGACCCUGAUGAAGGCGCUGGUUCUCGGGGGCUUUGCACAAAUGGACUCGGACACCAAGCAGCAGUACUGGGCUGAGGUGCUUCACCCUCUCCAGCGCCGCUUCCUCAACCUCAUCAACCAGGAGAACUUCGCCCAGAUCAGCCAGGAGGAGGCGGUCAAGCAGGAAAUCAUCGCCACCCUGGAGGCGCUGUGCGGCAUCGCCGAAGCCACACAGAUCGACAACGUGGCCUCGCUCUUCUCCUUCCUCAUGGACUUCCUGUCCAGCUGCAUCGGCCUGAUGGAGGUCUACAGCAACACGCCAGAGACCAUCAACCUCAUCAUCGAGGUAUUUGUGGAGGUGGCUCACAAGCAGAUCUGCUACCUGGGAGAGACCAAGUGCAUGAAGCUGUACGAAGCCUGCCUGACGCUGCUGCAGGUCUACUCCAAAAACAACCAGAGCCGGAAGCGGAGCGACGCGGCGGCCGAGGAGGACCAGUACCAGGACCUCCUGCUCAUCAUGGAGCUGCUCACCAACCUGCUGUCCAAAGAGUUCAUCGACUUCAGCGACACAGACGAGGUCUUCCGAAGCCAAGACCACGGAACGCCGGCCUCCAGUCGGCCGGUCUCGGCAGCAGAUGUCGUCCUCUACGGCGUGAAUAUUGUUCUUCCCCUCAUGUCUCAGGACCUUCUCAAGUUCCCGUCUCUGUGUAACCAGUACUACAAGCUCAUCACCUUCAUCUGCGAGAUCUUCCCUGAGAAGAUCCCACAGCUGCCCGAGGACCUCUUCAAGAGCCUCAUGUUCUCACUGGAGCUCGGAAUGACCUCGAUGGGCUCCGAGGUCAGCCAGCUGUGUCUGGAGGCUUUGUCGCCCCUGGCUGAACAGUGCGCCAAAAACCAGGAGAAGGACACGCCCCUUUUCAUGGCCACGCGACACUUCCUCAAGCUGGUCUUCGACAUGUUGGUCCUCCAAAAACACAACACGGAGAUGUCGGUGGCCGCGGGGGAGGCGCUUUACACUCUCGUGUGUCUGCACCAGGCCGAGUACUCCGAGCUGGUGGAGACGCUGCUGUCGUCCCAGAGGGACGCCGUCAUCUACCAGCGUCUGGUGGACGCCUUCAACAAGCUGAGCGCCAGCAGCACGCCGCCCGCCAUGGACCGCAAGCAGAAGCUGGCCUUCCUCAAGAGCCUGGAGGAGUUCGUGGCCAACGUGGGCGGCCUGCUCUGCGUCAAGUAACCGCCGCAAUGCCCUGCAUGCCUCCACGGACGGGGCGGGGGACACGCCGCCGAGGGGCGCCGGUCUCGCUUGGCGGCUCUCGCUCCUUUUGGGGCCGGAUGGACACGCACAGGAUGCGGUCGCCAUGGCAACCAUGGGAACCGAACUGCAGCGCAGACGGGUUCAGAGGUCACACUCAGUUAACACGCGCACACACGCACGUACAUACACACACACACACACACGUGUUCUAGGAAGGUGACAUUCUUGGAUGCAUUUGGACCAUGACACUUUGGGAAACCACGCCCACGCCCCCCCCCCCCAGUGCCUUUGUGUCGGCGUGCGCACGCCUUGCUUCCUAAGCACACGCCUUGCACAUAUUGGCUGUCGCCAUGGCAGCAAAGACAGACAUGGCUGCAGAAGACAAGCCAAGAGGUUGCUCUUGGAGGAACGGGGAACCCACAGACUGCUGUGAGACCCCCGGGGGGGGGCAGCACGUUGACCUUUGUGCUUGACUUUAGCUGACCAGAAGAACGUGUGUUUGACUUGAUGGACAGGUUGCAGUCCUAUUUUUCUACCGUAGCACCCCCUCCUCUCCCCUCCUCAGCUCAUGGACGGAGAAGGGCCCCCUUGUGGAGCGGGGCCCCCUUGUGGACCCCCUUGAAGUGUACAUAAAGAUAUGGGACCCGGGCUGCCUGCCUCUUUAUUUGCAUGCUGGCCUCAUCUCUCAAUGCAUUCUCCAUGUUCAUCUCAUUUCAUGGAUUCAUCUUUUUUGGAAAUGAUCUCAUGUUGCUCCUCCUGUGGGCGCCACACAUGGGGGGGGGCCACGAACGACCGCCAUUGGCUGAACUCAUCCUACACAGGAAAAGCGACGAGCAGCGGUGGCCAGUGCCCACAUCCACCUUCUGUGGGGUCUUUGUCUGGUGGUCAAGGGCGGGGGCCUGCCCCCCCCCCCAGUUUUCCAGUUUUGGAGAUUAAAAAAAAGUAUGGUCUGCUGUUUAAAAAGCAUCAGGCACUAAAAUGGCUGAACCACCAGAAUCCAGCGAUGUUCGAUACCGCUUAUCCUCACUAGGGUCGCGGGUGGGCUGGAGCCUAUCCCAGCUGUCUUGGGGCGAGAGUCCACCCUGGACUGGUCCCUACAGUCACCUUUCCACUCCUGUCACCAAUAUAGGAGACGUAAGCGUAACUAAGACAUAAAUCAGAUGCAGCCAUGACUCCUGGUCGUUGGUGUCUGUUGCUUCCCUUGGGAAGUGGCU
Doryrhamphus excisus (bluestripe pipefish) is the source of this 4764-nucleotide messenger RNA. RefSeq names its product exportin 4 (gene xpo4). NCBI's taxonomy places the organism in Eukaryota, Metazoa, Chordata, Actinopteri, Syngnathiformes, Syngnathidae. Gene Ontology annotation, cellular component: cytoplasm; nuclear pore. The record is from RefSeq and is a predicted model, not a curated record. Gene Ontology annotation, biological process: protein export from nucleus. Gene Ontology annotation, molecular function: nuclear export signal receptor activity.